UUUAUAACCAGAGACUUAUCAUCAAGUGGACUAAAGGGGGUCAUAGCACCUAGCAUAAAAAAUCUAACACAUCUACAAGAACUGUGAGACAACAAUAUCCUCAAAACUGCAUUUAUUGUUUUUAUACCUCGUAUAUUAAUCUUCUUGGUUAUCGUAAUCGACUAAUAGGGACUUAUCGAAUAACAAUCUAACUGGAGGGGUGCCUGAAUUUCUAGCCAACAUGGAAUCAUUGUUGAUCAUAAACUUAGGUUGGAAUAGCUUAACCGGUCCGAUUCCUCUAGCCCUUCGCAAUAGAGAAAAGAAAGGACUAAAAUUGGUUGUUCAAGGAAACCCAAAUCUAUGUCUCUCUGACUCAUGCAAGAACAAGAAAGUCCUAGUGCCGGUUUUUGCAUCCCUUGCUUCAAUGGCGGCUCUUAUCGCCUUGUUGGGUCUCAUUUUUGUUUUGAGAAAGAAAAAGCCCUUAUCAAAAGUUGCUACACGCGAGUUACCAAGAAAGUCAUCUAUCUUUGCCAAAAAUAAAAAGUUCACUUAUUUGGAAGUCGUUGAGCUAACGGAUAACUUCAAAAGAGUUCUUGGAGAAGGAGGAUUUGGAGUUGUCUACCACGGUUCUUUGAGUGAUACCGAACCAGUAGCGGUUAAAGUUCUUUCCGAGUCAUCAGUUCAAGGCUAUAAAGAAUUUAAGGCAGAGGUGGAGCUUCUAUUAAGAGUUCAUCACAUAAACUUGGUAAGCCUUGUUGGUUACUGUGAUGAAGGAGGUCAUUUGGCACUCAUCUAUGAGUACAUGGCUAAUGGAGACCUUAAACAACAUUUAUCAGGAGAAUGCUCUGGACCUACUUUGAAAUGGGCUAGUAGACUAAAAAUUGCUAUUGAGGCGGCACAAGGUUAAUUCUUGCUAACU
Arabidopsis lyrata subsp. lyrata is the source of this 898-nucleotide messenger RNA. Its product is annotated as probable LRR receptor-like serine/threonine-protein kinase At2g28960. The record is from RefSeq and is a predicted model, not a curated record. The coding region runs from base 221 to 886 and encodes 221 amino acids. The transcript is spliced from 6 exons. Lineage: Eukaryota; Viridiplantae; Streptophyta; Magnoliopsida; Brassicales; Brassicaceae. Gene Ontology annotation, biological process: protein phosphorylation. Gene Ontology annotation, molecular function: protein tyrosine kinase activity; ATP binding.